AUGAAUUCUCAAGGCCCCAACGAUGUAUCGCCUGAGGCGAUGCAGGCGCGCAUCCAACAGGCGCGACGCGAGGCUGAGACACUGAAGGAUAGGAUUAAGCGGAAGAAGGAUGAGCUCGCUGACACUACUCUCCGCACCGUCGCCCAGCAGGCCCACGAGCCGAUCCCCAAGAACCAGCUGAUGAAGGCUAAGCGCACUCUCAAGGGGCAUCUGGCCAAGAUCUACGCCAUGCACUGGUCCACCGACAGAAGACACCUCGUCUCGGCCUCGCAAGACGGAAAGCUCAUCAUUUGGGAUGCCUACACGACGAACAAGGUCCAUGCCAUUCCUCUGCGUUCCUCGUGGGUCAUGACCUGCGCCUACGCCCCUAGCGGUAACUACGUCGCCUGUGGUGGUCUCGACAAUAUUUGCUCGAUUUAUAACCUCAAUCAGCAAAGGGAGGGACCGACCCGUGUCGCGAGAGAGCUUUCGGGCCACGCUGGGUACCUUUCAUGCUGUCGCUUCAUCAACGACCGGAGCAUCCUCACGUCCUCAGGUGAUAUGACUUGCAUGAAAUGGGAUAUUGAGACGGGCCAAAAGGUCACCGAGUUCGCCGACCACCUCGGUGACGUGAUGAGCAUCAGCCUCAACCCUACCAAUUCCAACACAUUCAUUUCGGGUGCCUGUGAUGCCUUCGCCAAGCUGUGGGAUAUCCGCGCCGGCAAGGCCGUCCAGACGUUCGCUGGCCACGAGUCCGACAUCAACGCUAUCCAGUUUUUCCCCGACGGCCACUCAUUCGUCACCGGCUCUGACGACGCAACCUGCCGCCUCUUCGAUAUCCGUGCCGAUCGCGAGCUGAACCUCUACGGCUCGGAAUCCAUUCUUUGUGGCAUUACCUCUGUGGCAACCUCGGUAUCCGGACGGUUAUUGUUUGCCGGUUACGAUGACUUUGAGUGCAAGGUUUGGGAUGUGACGCGUGGUGAAAAGGUUGGCUCACUUGUCGGCCACGAGAACAGAGUCAGCUGUCUGGGCGUUAGCAACGAUGGUAUCAGUUUGUGCACAGGUUCAUGGGACUCGCUCGUACCUGAAAAUCUGGGCAUACUAAGCUAUCAGCCCGACGACGACAACGACGACGAAGUCCUAUCUGGAUAUACCAGUUCCAGUACGCGCGAAACCAUUUUAAUCUUCUGUCGAGUGGUUUUAUGGCCAACUUAA
Colletotrichum higginsianum IMI 349063 is the source of this 1194-nucleotide messenger RNA. Its product is annotated as Heterotrimeric G-protein beta subunit. Gene Ontology annotation, molecular function: protein binding; signaling receptor complex adaptor activity. Bases 1 to 1194 code for a protein of 397 amino acids. The record is from RefSeq and is a predicted model, not a curated record. The transcript is spliced from 5 exons. Lineage: Eukaryota; Fungi; Ascomycota; Sordariomycetes; Glomerellales; Glomerellaceae. Gene Ontology annotation, cellular component: cytoplasm; heterotrimeric G-protein complex. Gene Ontology annotation, biological process: G protein-coupled receptor signaling pathway.